AUGAAGCACGAGGCUGGUGGGUGCGACCCACAACACAAUGAAGAGAUUCGUGAACAAGGCUACCGUGUCAUUAUUGCAGUUUCCGGUGUUUUCUCGAUCGCCUCGCUGCUCAUUUUAGUCUUAUUCGUGCCGUCAAUCUACAAUUAUGUCGAUAAUGUGUCGAUAUUCUCGCGCAAAGAUUUCGCCUAUUGUCAGGAGUCGGCCGAUGAUCUCGAGCAGGAGAUGGUCACGUUCCGCGAGCUCGUCGGAAAGAAUCGCAAUUUGACGAGGAGAGCGGCCGGAUAUGGACAGGCUUACAAUCCGUCGAUGCUCGCGCAGGACUCGCCGCAAUUCCAGGAGUGUCCGGCGUGCUGCAUUCCAGGAGAGCGGGGACCGCCGGGCGAUCCAGGGCUUCCAGCGCUUCCAGGCGCUCCAGGACCUGAUGGGGCGCCGGGACGGCCGGGCACCACGCCAAACGCCACCUGCAUUCCGGAGCGCGUCUUCGAGCCGCCACCGUGCUUGCCGUGCCCGCAAGGCCCACGCGGUGUUCCCGGACAUCCGGGAUUCCCAGGCGAUCCAGGAGAGAGCGGCAUCCCGGGACGUCCGGGAUCCGAUGGAAUGCCGGGAAAGCCGGGAGAGCCAGGACCACCGGGACCAAACGGACCGCCAGGAGAGCCGGGACCAAUUGGAGACAAAGGACGCACACCGGAGGCUCACGUCAUUCCAGGCCCGCCGGGAGACGUCGGACCACCAGGACCAUGGGGACCACCGGGAAGUCCGGGAAUGCCGGGAGAGAACGGAUAUCCAGGAACGCCGGGCGAGAAAGGAUGGCCAGGACCGCCAGGAGCGCCAGGACCAAUGGGACCACCAGGACCAAACGGACCGCCGGGAGAGGAGGGACCGGCCGGGACACCGGGAACGUGCGUCUGCCAGGACACCGAAAUUGUGAUGAACGAUGAGAAGGGAAGAAUUCCGGCGCCGAGGGACAACGUCGCCAUGCAAGCCACCGGAGGAUCAUACGAGCCGAAGUCAUCAACCGCCAACGUUGCAGCAGAUCAGAACGAUGGCUACGGAACCGCGCACACAUUCUCCGACGAGCGUCACCAAGCAAACGACAACGGUGGCUACUAUCAUUUGAAGAGAUAUCGUCAAAUGCUGAGGAAAUAA
Messenger RNA from Caenorhabditis bovis, 1146 nucleotides. The record is from the annotation of a GenBank genome assembly. Lineage: Eukaryota; Metazoa; Nematoda; Chromadorea; Rhabditida; Rhabditidae.